CGCCCUCCUGUCCUAUGCCUACCUUUGUCUCAGUGUCGCUCCUCCCUGCGGGCAUAUAAGACCAGUGCCAGGAGUAACCACAAGUGACCAGGCAUAACCGGCAGUGACCAGGAGUAACCAGGAGCCACCAGGACUUACCAGGAGAAACAACGUCUUGAACCAGGAGGGAAUCGAACCUGUGACCAGUCUGGAUAAUGCCCGCCAACACCAGGAUCCUUGGUUCCGACAAGAAACACACCAAGAGGUCUAAAGAUGGGAGCCCCCCUGCAGAGAAGAUCCCAGAUUAUGAAGCCAACAUCCCAGAACCCAAGUGCCGAGCCGACCUCCUCAAAUAUUCGUUGAAGCUGACCAUGGACGAUAAGACAGCCAAUAAGACUCUUUGGGUCACAGAGGCCGGAGCCAAGGUGGCGCGCAUGACGGACACCUCCACCUGUCCCGUCCUGGAUCGGCCCGAACGCUACGAGCACGCGCCCCAGAUUCUCUGCAAGGAGGGCAUCACCGGUUUCCGUGGCUACUGGGAGGUGGAGUACUCGGGCUGGGUGGUGUUGGGCUUGGCCUACGAAGGCGCAGCGAGGAGGAACGGCCAGGGUCCCUGCGGCCUGGGGGAGAACGAGGAGUCCUGGGGCCUGGGCUGGGCCGGCACCAGCUACCACUACUGGCACGACGGGCAGGACCAGGAGAUCGCCCACCCCCAGAGCCCCCUGCUGGGGCUGUACCUGGACCAGCCGGCGGGGCUCCUCAACUUCUACGCUGUGGAGGAGGUGGGGGAGGAGCAGAAGGAGGUGCACCUGCUGAAGCAGGUCAAGGCCACCUUCAAGCAGAAGAUGAUGCCUGGUUUCUGGGUGGGGACCCAGUCUUACUGCAUCCUCCGCAGCUAGGAAGGGAACCGGCCAGUCAACGAGAGAACCACUAGUCAGUCCCCUAGAACCAGUCCACUAAAAAAAGAGGCAGACCACUAGAGCCAGUGCAGGAGAGAACCAGUCAGACCAAUAAAUCCAACCAGUCAGUCCACUAGAACGACUAUAAAUGAGACAGCACUCCUGUUUAGAAGUGGUUAUGUUUUCAUAAUGUGCAUUGUAUAUGAAUGUCUGUUUUGGUAAUGUACAUGGUAAUAAGUUGUGAUUCUAUACAUGAUUAUAUAGACUUAAACCUGUAAAGUCUACUAUUUACAACUAUAUAUCUAGUAUUUUAAAUAAGUAUUUAAUGAUGAUUAAUGAUUAACAUUCUGCUUAUUAUAAUUUAAAACAUGUAUUUACUGUAUUUUAUGUACUACUGUAUUGUCUCUCAUUGGACGUACGUAUACGUAUUACUAUAGUUUUAAUGAACUAAGGUGUGUAUGUAUUUGUAUCUUUUAUUAAUAAUUAUGUGUUCAAGGCCAGUGUUGAAUAAAAGGUCAAAUAAA
Messenger RNA from Gadus macrocephalus (Pacific cod), 1402 nucleotides. Its product is annotated as stonustoxin subunit beta-like. The record is from RefSeq and is a predicted model, not a curated record. Bases 195 to 878 code for a protein of 227 amino acids. Gene Ontology annotation, molecular function: protein binding. The transcript has 5 exons. Lineage: Eukaryota; Metazoa; Chordata; Actinopteri; Gadiformes; Gadidae.